AUGUCGUCGAAGGACAAGAAACCGUCGAAGCCAUCCGGUGGUCGGACUGGUGGUAUCCGUACACUUUCCGAUCUGAACCGAAGAUCAGGUCCUGAUUCCGACAGUGAUUCCGAUGGACCUCAAGAGUAUUACACCGGUGGUGAGAAAAGUGGUAUGCUUGUUCAGGAUCCAUCGAAAACCGAUGAUGUUGAUGAGAUAUUCAAUCAAGCAAGGCAACUAGGAGCAGUGGAAGGACCUCUUGAGCGUCCUUCGAGUUCUAGAAGCUUUACUGGAACCGGGAGAUUGCUUUCGGGAGAAAGUGUACCAUCCGCGCUACAGCAACCCGAGCCUGUGAUUCACAAUAUCGUUUUCUGGUCUAAUGGAUUCACUGUAGAUGAUGGACCUUUGAGGAAGUUGGAUGAUCCAGAGAACGCAUCUUUUCUUGAUAGUAUUCGUAAGUCUGAAUGCCCGAAAGAGCUUGAGCCUGCUGAUAAAAGAGCUCCGGUACAUGUUAAUCUUAUGAGAAGAGAUGAGAAGUGUCCUGAACGUGAGAAAUUCACGGUUGCAUUUCAAGGAGUUGGAAGGACACUAGGCGGUGCAAGUUCAUCAACGGCUCAAAGCCUAAGUAACCUAAUCGAUGUAGCAGCGGUUCCAUCACCGUCACUGAGUCUUGUAGUAGAUGAAACUCUUCCAUCCACAUCGAUCCAACUUAGACUCGCAGAUGGUACACGCAUGGUUGCUAAGUUCAACAACCAUCACACGGUCAACGACAUUCGUGCCUUUAUCGAAUUUUCUCGACCAGGGAAUCCAAUCAACUACAUCCUUCAGGUCAUGGGGUUCCCACCAAAGCCACUUACUGACCCUUUUCAGACCAUUGAUCAAGCUGGUCUCGCAAACUCUGUAGUCAUCCAAAAAUUCUAA
Messenger RNA from Arabis nemorensis, 900 nucleotides. The record is from the annotation of a GenBank genome assembly. NCBI's taxonomy places the organism in Eukaryota, Viridiplantae, Streptophyta, Magnoliopsida, Brassicales, Brassicaceae.